Tuber aestivum (summer truffle) is the source of this 3967-nucleotide messenger RNA. Lineage: Eukaryota; Fungi; Ascomycota; Pezizomycetes; Pezizales; Tuberaceae. The record is from the annotation of a GenBank genome assembly.
GACCACCUUUCAAUUUUGCAUCUGCUAGAGUAAUCACCAUUCAAAUCCUUCACUCACUAAGGAGCUCCCCCCCGCCGCUUUUCUAUUUUGUUCUUCUAUUCUUUCUUUUCUCUCACUUGGAUUUUUUUUCUUUAAUCGUCGCCCCUAUUGCCCCUUAUCUCCUUCUCUUCGGACGGAAAUCCCGUCGACAUCGUGAAGAUUACCCCCAACUCAGUGGAUACAAACACCGAAACUGCACGGCAACCACUUAAUUACCAACCUGCGAUAAUGGAUCGCGCUUAUGUUCGGACGACUGAAGAUACUUUAAAGUUCUUCAACGUCGAUGAACGCGCUGGCCUUGACGAUAAUCGAGUGAGGACUGCAAUUUUGAGAUACGGGAGAAAUGGUAAGACAGCUCCGUAUCCGGGCUAACGAGUUUGAACUUUGGCUGACCCCCCCACCCCCGUGGAUCAGCGCUCCCCGAAGAGCCUCCGACUCCAUUGUGGCAGCUUGUCCUGGAGCAAUUCAAGGAUCAGCUGGUGAUAAUAUUAUUGGCGUCUGCAGCUGUGUCAUUUGUAUUGGCUUUUCUGGAGGAGGGUGCUGGCCUGACAGCUUUUGUUGACCCUGCUGUUGUGAGUGGCCCUUCUUGCAUGUUAUCGGUUGGCAUUCUGAGCAAAAGUGCUGAUGUUUGGCGAAGAUUCUCACCAUUUUGAUUCUCAAUUCGGUCGUGGGUGUCUCCCAAGAGAGUAGUGCCGAGAAGGCAAUUGCUGCCCUUCAGGAAUAUUCCGCCAACGAAGCAAAAGUUGUUCGCAACGGUCAUGUCUCCCGGAUUCGUGCUGAAGAGCUUGUCCCCGGUGAUAUCGUCGACGUAGCAGUCGGUGAUCGGAUACCCGCCGACUGUCGUGUGAUCGCCAUCCUGAGCAACACUUUUCGCAUCGACCAGGCCAUCCUCACCGGUGAGAGUGAGAGUGUCAGCAAGGAUACCCGCCCCAUCAAGGACUCUAUGGCUGUCAAACAGGAUCAGAUCAAUAUGCUCUUCUCUGGGACAGCGGUUACGGUUGGUCAUGCCAGGGCUGUUGUGGUUCUUACCGGUAACUCUACCGCUAUCGGUGAUAUACAUACUAGUAUCACUUCGCAAAUCUCGGAACCCACGCCAUUGAAGCAAAAGUUGAACGAGUUUGGGGAUGUUCUGGCAAAGGUUAUCUCGGUAAUUUGUGUAAUUGUCUGGCUCAUUAACAUCGGAAACUUUAGCGAUGAAUCCCAUGGUGGUUGGCUGAAGGGUGCUAUCUACUACUUGAAGGUAAUGGUCAUCGAGCCUAUGAGUUUACAGGGCGAGAGGCUAACAGCCGUUGAUAGAUCGCCGUUUCAUUGGGAGUCGCUGCCAUUCCGGAAGGUCUCGCCGUGGUUAUCACAACUUGUCUCGCCCUUGGGACUCGCAAAAUGGCUGCAAAGAACGCUGUUGUCAGGAGUCUACCUUCGGUCGAGACUCUCGGAAGCUGUAGCGUUAUUUGUUCUGAUAAGACUGGGACCUUGACAACCAACCAGAUGAGCGUAUCGAGGGCUGUUGUCAUUGGUGAAUCUCAAAUGGAACUUGAUGAAAUUACGAUUGAUGGAACUAGCUUCACCCCUGUUGGUGCUAUCAAGAACUCGUCUGGAAACGUCUUGGAAUCCGUCGCAAGUCAAUCAGUCACAAUUCGUAAGCUCGCCGAAGUCGCCGCAGUUUGCAAUGAUGCCGAGCUCUCUUAUGAUCCUAAAACACAGACCUUCACAAACAUUGGCGAGCCCACCGAAGGCGCGCUCAAGGUUUUGGUUGAGAAAAUUGGUACCCCCGACACUACCUUGAAUCUGCAAACCUCAUACAAGGCUGUUGAGAAGCGUCUCGAUGAAGCUAAUAGAUAUUACGAAUCCCACAAUCCCCGUCUCUCGACAUACGAGUUCUCUCGUGACAGGAAGAGUAUGUCCGUGCUAGUGGGGGAUCCUCAAAGACCCCGUUUGUUGGUCAAAGGAGCUCCCGAAUCGGUCAUGGAAAGAUGUACCCACGCCCUUGUUGGUUCCGGCGGACGAAAGGUUCCUUUUGGUCCCAAGGCUCGCGAUCUCGUAAACGCCAAGUUGUCGGAAUAUGCGAACCGCGGUCUCCGUGUUAUAGCGUUUGCUGCAAUUGACGAUAUUGGUGCCCAUCCCCUGAUCCGUUCUGCAACUACUACCCACGAAUAUGCCCAAAUCGAGCAAGGCAUGACUUUGAUUGGUCUCGUCGGGAUGUUGGAUCCCCCUCGUCCCGAGGUUGCGAACUCGAUCAAGAAGUGCCGUGAUGCCGGAAUCCGUGUCGUUGUUAUUACUGGUGACAACCAACAGACCGCUGAGACUAUCUGCCGUCAAAUUGGUAUCUUUGGGGAAUACGAGAAUCUGACUGGAAAGAGUUAUACCGGCCGUGAAUUCGAUGCUUUGAGUGAAAUUGAACAAUUGGAGGUUGCCAAGAGGGCAAGCUUGUUUUCACGGACCGAACCGACUCAUAAAAGUAGACUUGUUGAUCUCCUUCAGAGCGCUGGUGAAGUUGUGGCAAUGACUGGUGAUGGUGUUAAUGAUGCCCCGGCCUUGAAGAAAUCUGAUAUCGGUGUGGCCAUGGGCAGUGGAACAGAUGUAGCGAAAUUGGCAGCAGACAUGGUUCUCGCGGAUGACAACUUUGCUACGAUCGAACUUGCCGUCGAAGAAGGCCGCUCGAUCUAUGCCAACACCCAGCAAUUUAUCCGUUACUUGAUCUCUUCCAACAUCGGUGAGGUGGUUUCCAUCUUCCUAACCGCCGCGGCGGGUAUGCCCGAAGCGCUCAUUCCGGUCCAGCUCCUAUGGGUCAACUUGGUCACCGAUGGGCUCCCGGCCACUGCUCUAUCCUUCAACCCCCCAGACCACGACAUCAUGAGACGUCCCCCGCGCGGAAGAGAUGAAGCACUCGUUGGUGGCUGGCUAUUUUUUAGAUACAUGGUCAUCGGCGUGUAUGUUGGCGCUGCGACAGUCUUUGGCUAUGCCUGGUGGUUCAUGUUCAACAGCGAGGGCCCCCAAAUCACCUUCUACCAACUUACACAUUUCCACAAGUGCUCAACAAUGUAUCCGGAGAUUGGCUGUGAGAUGUUCUCGAACGACUAUUCCAAGACUGCAUCCACUAUCUCCCUAUCUAUCCUGGUAGUCAUUGAGAUGUUCAACGCUAUGAAUGCACUUAGUUCUAGCGAGAGUCUACUUACCCUGCCAUUGUGGAAGAACAUGAAGCUUGUCUACGCCAUUACCCUUAGCAUGGUUUUGCACUUUGCGCUCUUGUACACCCCCGUCCUUCAAGGCCUGUUCUCGAUUGUACCACUGAACUUGCACGAGUGGAAGGCUGUUGUGUAUAUUUCUCUUCCAGUCAUGUAAGCCCCCCUCCCCCCUCCACCUUCCCCCUCUUUACGGAGUAAAACAGAGGCUAAUUACGAUAACAGCUUUAUCGACGAAGUCCUCAAAUUCGCCGAGCGAAGAUUAUACCUCCAGCAACCCACCAACAAGACCAAAAAUGAGUAAACCUUACCGCAGCUUACUCACUUUGCGAUCGUUAGCCCCCUCCCCCCAACAUCAUCCCUUCAUUCCGUCAUCGAUUCUUAGCUUGUUCCCUUUUCUUCCUCUUUGCUAUGGCUUUUUAGAAAAGAAUCCUGCGUAGAUUUUGAUGUCUUUUCUUUGUAGAUUUUUUAUUUUAUUUUAUCCUUAUUUCUUUUGUUUGGAUGGAUAGGAUAUAGUGGGCCUGGCCGGGUUUACGGGGGUGAUAGGGGGAGGGAAGGGGAGCUGGGGAGAGUGUGAGGGUAUAUCAUACCGAGCCUUGUUGGCUUUUUUUCGGGAACAAAAAUAGGGAAGCAACUGUAUACGAUUGGGAAAAUGUGUAAGCUAAGUUAAGGUGCCCAAAAAGGAGAAACGUAGAGAAUGGAGGGAAUACGGUGUACUUCUAGAGGCUAUAGAACACUUAUCGACCACU